AUGCUUAUGCUCUGCAUUCUUCUGCUAAGCCUCUGCGGGUUAUGCAUUGGGUAUCGUGAGAAUCCAGACACAAAUUCCUGCAAGGACUCUGGCAAGUACAUGGAUGAUACUACGCGCUACAAGAUCCUGCAAUAUCACGACGGAACUCGAACUGUGCUCGCUCUGGGAGAAUCGCCAGAUAACAACAACGGUUUCCUCCCACCUGCCAAAAAUUUGUUCAAGAUGAGAUGGAACUGUGCCCUAGAAGAGGAAGCUCGUAAGUUGACUGAAAACUGUCCUGACAAAGUCACAGGAGUACCAGAACAAGGACGGAAUUUCUAUCACGGCGCUGUAACAGAUACGAGAAAAGGAAAGUUCCAAUUCCUAAGCGAUGCGGUAGACGAGUGGCUUGCUCCAACGGACACCUAUGCUUUGGGAGCUGAUGCUACCUUCGAUGACAGCAAUUUGUACUCCUUCGCUAAU
This is a messenger RNA of Cooperia oncophora, 462 nucleotides long. The record is from the annotation of a GenBank genome assembly. NCBI's taxonomy places the organism in Eukaryota, Metazoa, Nematoda, Chromadorea, Rhabditida, Trichostrongylidae.